AUGGCGACAGCAACAUCAACAUCGUAUCAUGGCAGCAGCUUUCGAAACAAUUCUACGUCCAAUUCUACGUCCAAUUCUACGUCCGGGACGGGGGAUUACCGUGGUUGGGUCCGGGGCCCGGUUACGAGAGGAACCAUGGAUAUCAUCUGGCCAUGUGUCUCCACAUUGGGACUCCUCCUUUUCUCCAUGCUGCACCUCAACGUCCCCGCGUCCGGCGAUGGAGUCAUGACAGGCUUCUGGCGCAAGCUGCGGUGGUUCCUUCUCGGUAGCUUAUGCCCGGAAUUACCAAUGCUUUUUGCCUUUGCCCAGCUAGCGUCGGCGAGGCGGUCGAGAAAGGAUAUGAAGGCCCUUGCCGUGGCUGACUGGACCAUAACCCACGGUUUCUAUGCCGAUAGCGGAGGUUUUGUGCUCGACAUCCCUGGUGCUCACCCCUUUCCCAUUACGGCCAAACAGCUAUUCUACCUAGUCAGCCACCAGUACGUUGACGCUCCAAGGAUCGAAAAGGUCGAGAUCGAUGAUAAGAGCAAGGCUGAUGUUGUCGCGAAAUGCCUGACCUUCUUCCAGUCCGGCCGAUUCAUUAUCAAUAUCGUCGCUCGCGCUGCCUCUGGUUUGCACAUCACCCCCUUGGAGCUGAUGUCUUCAGCAAUUCUCUUCUGCUCCAGCAUCACUCUCUGUCUAUGGUGGCACAAGCCCCUCAACCUGAAAACCCCCACGAUACUCAAGGCGAAGUGCAAUAUCUCGACGCUCUUGGUACAAGCUGGUGAUGCUGCCAAAGACCCGUUCAGAGACACACCACUUGACUUUAUAGAGCCAGAUAUUUACUGGUGCAGCAAAUGGAACCACGGGGGAAUGAUGCAGCGAUUGCUACUACCCAAGAGGUGGUGGCAGGUCCGGCGGCCCCUUGAACGUAUCCCUAACGACCGUGACUUCAAACCAUGCAGUUUCCAAGAGAAUCUUAUGCUGGGGGUGGCUGUAUCUGUUUUUGGUGGCAUUCACCUUUGCGGCUGGAGCCUCUCGUUUCCGACAAAGGCCGAAGUGCAUAUAUGGCAGGUGAACUGCAUUAUCAUGGGCGGAUCACUGACUGUGUACGGUCUCUCGGAAAUGAUGGGCUUCUGGCGGACGCGGUACACAGAGGCGAGUAUGGACCUGUUUGGCGGGUACAAAAAGCGCACCCCAUGGUGCUUCGUGUUUCUCGUUUUGGGGACUGCGUAUUUUGUGUCCAGGCUUUGCCUUAUUGUCGAGAGCGUGGUUAGCUUACCGCAGAUGCCCGCAACAGCGUUCCAAGAGGUGCAAUGGCUCCAGUUCUUACCGAAACUAAUGUAG
Lasiosphaeria miniovina is the source of this 1323-nucleotide messenger RNA. RefSeq lists its product as uncharacterized. The record is from RefSeq and is a predicted model, not a curated record. The coding region runs from base 1 to 1323 and encodes 440 amino acids. The transcript has 2 exons. Lineage: Eukaryota; Fungi; Ascomycota; Sordariomycetes; Sordariales; Lasiosphaeriaceae.